Molecule: messenger RNA, 4724 nt
Organism: Nycticebus coucang (slow loris)
Lineage: Eukaryota; Metazoa; Chordata; Mammalia; Primates; Lorisidae
Gene: TDRD9
Product: tudor domain containing 9
Exons: 36
Coding region: 7-4197 (1396 amino acids)
Cellular component (GO): intracellular anatomical structure
Molecular function (GO): ATP binding; RNA binding
Source: RefSeq, a predicted model, not a curated record
UCCAGCAUGCUUCGUAAACUCACCCUUGACCAGAUCAACGACUGGUUUACCAUCGGCAAGACCGUGACGAAUGUGGAGCUGCUGGGCUCGCCGCCUGCUUUUCCGGCCGAGGCGGCCCGGGAGGAGGCUCAGCGCAAGGACGCGGCCCCGGGCGCGAGCUCUGCUGCCCAGGCCCAGGCCCCGGCCCAGGCCCAGGCCCAGACUCCGGUUCUGGCCCCAGCCCCAGCUCCCGCUCCGGCGCGGUCGGCAGCGGCGUUCGGAAGGUCACUCAGCCAAAAGACCUCGGAAAUGGAGUAUAUCAACAAAUACAGACAACUGGAAGCACAAGAAUUUGAUUUGUAUGGCAGUGACCAACCGAACAGUGGGCCAGGUCCAAGGCCAACUUUGGCUAAAUUAAGCAAUAUGACGUGUGUCCCAGAGACAACUUACAAGUAUCCUGAUUUGCCUAUAAAUCGAUGUAAGGAAGAGGUGAUUUCCCUGAUAGAGAGUAACUCUGUGGUGAUUAUUCAUGGCGCCACGGGGAGUGGCAAAAGCACACAGCUCCCACAGUGCGUCCUGGACCAUCACAUUCAGCGCUCUGCCUACUGCAACAUUGUGGUCACCCAGCCACGGAAGAUUGGGGCCAGCAGCAUCGCCAGGUGGAUCAGCAGGGAGCGGGCGUGGACCCUGGGGGGCCUGGUGGGCUAUCAGGUAGGGCUAGAGAAAAUAGCGACGGAGGACACUAAGUUAAUUUAUAUGACAACUGGAGUCCUGCUUCAGAAAAUAGUUAGCGCCAAGAGUUUGAUGGAAUUCACUCACGUUUUCAUCGAUGAAGUACAUGAGCGAACUGAAGAAAUGGAUUUCCUGCUCUUGGUAGUCCGCAAACUUUUAAGAACAAAUUCUCGUUUUGUGAAGGUUGUCCUCAUGUCAGCCACCAUCAACUGUAAGGAGUUUGCAGACUACUUUGCUGUCCCUGUGCAGAACAAGAUGAACCCUGCAUAUGUGUUUGAGGUGGAGGGCAAGCCCCACUCCAUCGAGGAGCACUACCUGGAGGACCUGGGGCCCAUCCACCACUGCAGGCUCUCUCCUCAUCUCCUGGAGGAACCGGUGAUAACUAAGGAUAUGUAUGAAGUUGCUGUCUCUCUAAUUCAGAUGUUUGAUGACUUGGAUAUGAAAGAGAGCAGGAACAAGACCUGGUCGGGUGCCCAGUUUGUGUCGGAGCGAAGCAGUGUGUUGGUGUUUUUGCCAGGUCUGGGUGAAAUAAACUAUAUGCAUGAACUUCUCACAAACAUGGUUCACAGAAGAUUACAGGUCUAUCCGCUCCAUUCAAGUGUGACUUUAGAAGAACAGAAUAAUGUAUUUUUGAGUCCAGUCCCUGGGUACAGAAAGAUCAUUCUGUCCACCAACAUUGCAGAGAGCUCUGUCACGGUUCCAGAUGUCAAGUAUGUUAUAGAUUUUUGUUUGACUAGAACUCUGGUUUGCGAUGAAGAUACAAAUUAUCAGAGUCUGCGACUGAGUUGGGCCUCUAAAACCAGUUGUAACCAGAGAAAAGGCCGUGCUGGACGAGUGUCCCGAGGGUACUGCUACAGACUGAUCCACAGGGACUUCUGGGACAACUCCAUCCCCGAUCAUGUUGUUCCCGAGAUGCUGCGCUGUCCUUUGGGAAGCACAGUCUUGAAGGUGAAAUUACUUGACAUGGGUGAACCAAGAGCUCUGCUGGCAACUGCCCUCUCCCCUCCCCGUCUGAGUGACAUUGAGCGCACGAUCCUCCUGCUGAAGGAGGUUGGAGCACUUGCGGUCAGUGGACAGAGGGAAGAAGAGAACCCCCACGAUGGGGAGCUGACCUUCCUGGGGAGAGUCUUAGCCCAGCUCCCUGUCAGUCAGCAGCUCGGCAAGCUCAUCGUCCUCGGACAUGUGUUUGGAUGUCUAGAUGAAUGUCUGAUUAUAGCGGCAGCUCUCUCUUUGAAGAAUUUUUUUGCAAUGCCUUUUCGGCAGCAUCUCGAUGGAUACAGGAACAAAGUGAAUUUCUCUGGCAAUAGUAAGAGUGACUGUAUUGCAUUGGUUGAGGCGUUUAAAAUGUGGCGGGCCUGCAGGCACCGAGGAGAGCUGCGGCACCCGAAGGAUGAACUUGACUGGGGACGGUUAAAUUACAUUCAAAUCAAGAGAAUUAGAGAGGUGGCUGAAUUGUAUGAAGAACUGAAGAAUAGAAUCUCACAGUUCAAUAUGUAUGUGGAUUCUCGGCGACCUGUCAUGGACCAGGAGUACGGAUAUAAGCAGCGGUUCAUCCUACAGGUUGUAUUGGCUGGUGCUUUUUAUCCAAAUUACUUCACUUUUGGGCAGCCUGACGAGGAGAUGGCUGUGCGGGAGCUGGCUGGCAAAGACCCAAAGACAACCAUUGUGCUGAAGCACAUCCCGCCCUAUGGCUUCCUCUACCACAAGCAGCUGCAGUCCCUCUUCAGACAGUGUGGGCAGGUGCGCUCCAUCGUGUUUGAUGGUGCCAAAGCCUUUGUGGAGUUCUCACGUAAUCCGACAGAGAGAUUUAAGACCCUCCCUGCAGUGUACAUGGCCAUAAAGAUGUCUCAGCUGAAGGUGUCCCUGGAGCUCAGCGUGCACUCCGCGGAGGAGAUUGAGGGGAAGGUGCAGGCUGGGAGCGUGUCCAAGCUCCGCAACACGAGGGUGAAUGUGGACUUCCAGAAGCAGACAGUGGACCCCAUGCAAGUCUCGUUCAACACAUGUGACAGGUCCCAGACGGUCACAGAUCUCCUGCUAACUGUUGACGUCACAGAGGUGGUUGAAGUAGGACAUUUUUGGGGCUAUAGGAUUGAUGAAAAAAAUGCAGAGAUUCUGAAAAAGCUUACUGCUGAAAUAAACCAACUGAACUUGGCCCCCUUGCCUAGUCACCCACACCCAGACUUGGUCUGUUUGGCACCCUUUGCUGAUUUUGAUAAAGAAAGCUACUUCAGAGCUCAAAUUCUUUAUGUUUCUGGAAAUUCUGCUGAGGUAUUCUUUGUAGAUUAUGGUAAUAGGUCUCAUGUAGAUCUGGAUCUUUUACGGGAGAUUCCCUGUCAAUUUCUUGAACUUCCCUUUCAGGCUUUGGAAUUUAAGAUUUGCAAAAUGAGGCCAUCAGCCAGGUCUCUGGUCUGUGGGGAGCACUGGAGCGGCCCGGCCAGCCAACGGUUCACCUCCCUGGUGAGUGGCUGUGCACUCCUGGUCAAGGUCUUCUCGGUGGUGCACAGCGUGCUGCACGUGGACGUGUACCGCUACUCCCGGGUCCAGGAUGCCAUCAACCUCAGAGACGUGCUCAUCAGGGAGGGCCACGCCGAGCUCAUGGAGGAGUCCUACGAGUCCAAACAAAGCCAUGAAGUGCUCAAGGGCCUCUUCUCCAAAUCGGUAGAAAACUCGGCAGAGGGAUCUGUGUCGUCUCCCGUGAAGGAUGACGAGAAGCAGCUGCUACGGAUUCUGUUGGAGAACUUCUCUUCCAAUAGACUGGGGACUCCAAACUGCAAGGCAAUUCUCCAUGGGCCUUUUAACCCUUACGAACUAAAGUGUCAUAGUUUGACCAGAAUAUCCAAGUUCAGGUGUGUCUGGAUCGAGAAGGAGAGCAUCAACUCCGUCAUCAUCAGUGACGCCCCCGAAGACCUGCACCAGAGGAUGCUGGUGGCCGCGUCCCUGUCCGUGAAUGCCACUGGUUCAACCAUGCUGCUGAGAGAGACCUCCCUGAUGCCACCCAUCCCUGGCCUCCCGGCCCUCCUCAGCAUGCUCUUCGCACCGGUGAUGGAGCUAAGGGUUGCUCGCGAUGGGAAGUGCUACACCGGAGUCCUGUGUGGCUUGGGGUGGAAUCCAGCCACGGGGGCCCCCAUCUUGCCGGAGCACGACAUUGAGCUCGCGUUUGAUGUUCAUUUCAACGUGGAGGAUGUUGUUGAGAUUAAUAUUCUCAGGGCUGCUGUUAAUAAGCUAGUAUGUGACGGCCCAAAUGGAUCUAAGUACCUUGGACCAGAGAGAAUCGCGCAGCUGCAGGAUAAUGCCCGUCAGAAGCUCUUAGGUUUGUUCUGUCAGUUAAAACCAAGAGAGAAGAUUGUUCCUAAGUGGCAUGAAAAGCCGUACGAGUGGAAUCAGAUUGACCCACAGCUGGUGAUGGAGCAGGCUGGCCGGGAGAGCAGCAGAGGGAAGAACACCUUCCUCUACCAGCUUCACAGCCUGGCUGUGCUCAGCACCUGACCAGGGGUGGAUCCGGGGCCUGUCUGCAGCCUGUGCCCGCAGCUUCCAACCGGGUUCCUGUUCUCUUUGGGUGGUUGUUGGACAGUGGUGUUUCUGUUCCAGUGGGAAGGAUUGGGAACUCUAGUCUUUUCUAGAAACAGAAAAUCACUGUAUUAAAUAUUUUUGGAAAAAUUGUUCUGAAAGAAGACUUCAUUUGGAAAAAGAGCUGCAUUUUGCUUUGACUUUAUUAAGGUAAAUAUAAGUAGCUAAUUUUACACGUAUAUUUCCAGAAUGUCCUUCUAUAUUCUAAGUGAUUUAAACCUGGAGUACAGGAAAAACCAGGACUUCCAGUUUACCACAAGGAAAAACUGUGGUGUUUUUUUCUUUUUAAAAAACUACCUGGUAUUUUCUGAUUUUCUUUUUGUAUGAGGGAAAAUACCUAAUUUCGGUAAAACUAACUUCAGUUUUGUAUAUUUAUGAGUUUUAGUUACGUUGCAAUUCUUGGUCCAUGUUUUGGAAAUCAGAUUACCUGGCAAGAACACAUCUGU